AUCAGUGCCGCACCGUUCGUCCUGCCGAGCGCAAGCGCCGUUCCACAAGGUGUAUUCUGUGCGCACGUGCGUGUGUGUGUGUGUGUGUCCAGAUUUCUUCAGGCCCCGAAUCUGACACCCGUCAAACGAGCCGGGGCCCUUUCGGGAAAGUGCCAGGUCCAAAAAGUGUCGCUCAGUAAAAGUUUCUUCCCAUUUUUUUGUUUGGUUGUUGAUCAAAUUAUUAUUGGUGGCCUCUUUAGGACGCCAGAUAAUCGCUUAUCAGGCGUGUUUCGUGCGGCCGUAAGCAGGAGUGGAUCGAUCGAAACUAGCAAUCAAACAAACCGAAGAACAACCAGCUCAUACCACAAAAUAAGACGGCACGGGGCACCGACAACGGACGGGGGCACCGGUACGGACGGCUGGUUGGUUGGUUGGUUGGUUCUGCUCUAGUACAGCUACGGUCCACACGUCGCGUACCGCGAUCAGUCGAUUCGGCGCAAUGGAGAAGCUCGGUUCGAUGAUGGAGUACCGGUUGAAGACGCUGACAAGUUGGAUGGUGCGCACCAGCAACGGCACGCUCGAGGAGCUGCUGAACGACGCCUGCGACACGCUCGUCCUCUGGCCGUGGACGACCGGCCUCUGGUACGGGACGCUCGGUGUCGUCCUCACGUACGGGUUCUACCUGUUCUACUAUCAAGCGAUGGUGUGGAAGCGGGAUCUCACCGAUAUCGGCUACAAUCACAUCCUGGAUGCGGCGCGCAUCGGCAAGAGCGAUCGCAAGCGAGUCGACACGGUCAACCGGGCUCGGAGGCUGCGCAAGAUCGGCGAUCGGCUACCACCUCCAUAUCCGAACGGUUGGUUCUCCGUCCUGGAGUCGGAAGAUCUUGCCCGUGGACAGGCGAAAGCCGUCGACUGUCUCGGUCAGAAUUUGGUCGUCUUUCGGACGGAUGAAGGUGAGGUGAACGUGCUCGAUGCGUACUGUCCACAUCUGGGUGCCAAUCUCGGUGUUGGUGGGAUCGUGCGAGGAGACUGCAUCGAGUGUCCGUUCCAUCACUGGUCGUUCAGUGGACGGGAUGGCCAAUGUACCAACAUCCCGUACAGCAAGUCUGGCACGGUACCGAAAGUGGCCCGGCUGCGCAAAUGGCGAUCGCUUGAGGUGAAUGGGUUCAUCUUCGUGUGGCACCACGUCGACCCGGAAGCCGUACCGUGGGAGUUCAACGUGGUGCAGGAGAUUGAGGAUGGACGCUGGGUGUACUACGGUAAGAACGAGUUUCUGGUCAACUGUCACAUCCAGGACGUGCCGGAGAAUGGGGCGGACGUUGCACAUCUCGCUGCCGUUCACGGACCCAACAUGAUGUCCGGUAGUGACAUCCGAUACUCACGUCCUGCCUGGGCUGACUUCGGGAUGCACUCGUGGCUGGCAAGCUGGCAAGCACCGGAAGAGGGCGAUCCAACACACGUUGCCAAGAUGGACCUGGUACACUCGUUCCGGAUCUUCAACAAGUUUGAGGUGGGUAAAAUCGAUGUCCGUGCGUAUCAGAUCGGCCCCGGAUACGUGCAGCUGAUGAUGAUGACCGGCAUGGGACCGUUUGUCGUGCUGCAGACCGUUACACCGAUAGAACCGCUCGUCCAGAAAGUUAUCCAUCGUUUCUAUGCUCCACGUACCGUGUGGAACGCCAUCUUCCAGAAGUUUGCCAUCCUGGCGGAGAGCAUUAUGUUCGAACGCGACAUGAUGGUCUGGAACCACAAGCAGUUCAUCGACAAUCCGCUACUGAUCAAGGAGGAUCGUCUGAUCAAGGCCUACCGGAAGUGGUACAGCCAGUUUUACUCCGAAAACAGUGUCAGCUUCACGAUGGCCAAGGAAAAGCUGGACUGGUGAACUGCAAGUCAGCCACUGCCUCAAACACCCAAAUAUAUAUGUAAAUGAGUACGCGUCGCUCGGGACAGCAGUAGGACGUCCCAGAACUAGCACCAAGGAUGGCGGCCUAACAGCACCGUGCAAAGCGGUGCAGUGAUCUUCUUGUACUUCUAGUGCGUUCCCAAUCGACAUUAGGUUGAAUCUGCAAAUGCUAUAGCUUAUAAACAGAGGAGAGAAAACAGAAACGAAAAUCUCCCACAAACUUCGGCAACGAAGCCCAGCCCCGGGUGAAGUGCUUGCCGAGGGAGGGGAAAACCUUCUAGAUGACAAGUUAGCAUGCUAUUAGAGAUAGGACUAUGAACAUAAUAAAGAUAAUCAGUUUUGUAUUUUAACGUAA
Messenger RNA from Anopheles stephensi (Asian malaria mosquito), 2234 nucleotides. RefSeq names its product cholesterol 7-desaturase (gene nvd). Gene Ontology annotation, molecular function: chlorophyllide a oxygenase activity; 2 iron, 2 sulfur cluster binding. The coding region runs from base 479 to 1858 and encodes 459 amino acids. Gene Ontology annotation, biological process: chlorophyll biosynthetic process; cholesterol metabolic process. The transcript is spliced from 5 exons. Gene Ontology annotation, cellular component: chloroplast. The record is from RefSeq and is a predicted model, not a curated record. Lineage: Eukaryota; Metazoa; Arthropoda; Insecta; Diptera; Culicidae.